Macrosiphum euphorbiae (potato aphid) is the source of this 2319-nucleotide messenger RNA. Lineage: Eukaryota; Metazoa; Arthropoda; Insecta; Hemiptera; Aphididae. The record is from the annotation of a GenBank genome assembly.
AUGAAUGCAGCUGAAAUAUUUGAUGUAGUAACAGGAAAAUCAAAGAAACCAAUUUUAGCAAAGAUCGGUAAUGAAACUGAAGAUGAAGCGAGAAAAAGGCAUAGCGUUGAUUUUUCAAUAUGGAAAAGGGCAGAUAAUAAGGCUCAAAAAUAUAUUGUCACGUCGUUAGAUGAACAACCUCUACAAUACAUUAUGAACUGUGACACAGCAAAUGGUAUGUGGAACAAAUUACUUAGUGUGUACGAACAGAUGUCGGACACAAGCAUAACAAUAGUACAACAAAAGUUCUAUCGUUAUACAAUGGAUCCAAAAGACAAUAUAGCAGGUCAUAUUUCAAAAUUAGAAAAUCUAAGUAGACAACUAAAACAAUUGGGAGAACCUAUCUCAGAAUCAAUGUUGAUUACAAAAAUUUUGAUGACAUUACCUGAUAGCUAUAGGCACUUCUACAGUGCAUGGGACUCAAUGAAUAGUGCAAAUAGAACGCUAGAACAGUUAACCACUCGAUUGAUGGUGGAAGAAACACGACAAGUGCAAGGACAGGAGGUCCGUGAUGAUGUUGCUGAAAGUAGUGCUUUGACUGCAACCAAAGGCAAGUAUAAUAAAAGUCAAAAAUACUUGAACAAAAAUGAUAAUACAAAACCAGGAAAAUGCAAUCACUGUAAAAAACCAGGACAUUGGAAAAGGGACUGCAGGAUAUUCAAAAGGGAACAAGAAGAAAAGAAAUCAACUUCCGGUUUGGCGCUUAUUGGUGUACAAAGAAAAAAUGAAGAAAUCGACGACUCGGACAAAUGGUAUGUAGACUCAGGUGCGAGCGACCACAUGACAAAUCGAAAAGAGUGGUUCGUCGAUUAUAAACAUUUUGAUGUGCAUUCGCUUGUACGUAUUGGAGAUGGUAAGCACAUUAUGGCAGUCGGAAAAGGUAACAUAAAUAUUCAUACUUAUGUUGACAAUAAGUGGAUAAAAGGCUACUUAGAAAAUGUUUUAUAUGUACCUGAUCUAAAGGUAAAUUUAUUUUCUUGUGGGGCAUGCCUUGAUAAAGGAAUUACAAUGGUGACAGACAGUAAAGGUUGCUCAUUUAAAAUUAAUAAUCGUGUAAUUGCAGUCGGUGUUCGUGAGAAUAAAUUGUUUACAAUGCUAAUCAAAACAGAUAUUUCACAGGAAAUUGGACACUGUGCUAACGUUGCAGUUAAGAAAUUAACAUUAGAACACUGGCACAAAAUACUAUGUCAUCAGAAUGUCAAACAUGUUCGUGAGUAUUUAAAACACAAUGAAAUACAAUUUACAGAUAUACAAGGACAGUUAUUCUGUGAACCAUGCAUCUAUGGCAAACAGCAUAAGGAGACGUUCACUCAGAGCGAAACAAUAACUACUGAACCAGGGCAAAUAAUACACAGCGACGUAUGUGGACCCAUGGAAGAGAAUUCACUAGGAGAAUGUUCUAAUAACUUAAAUGAUAAUAAUAACAUUGAUGUUCUUAGCUUACACAAAGACGGCUCAUUAGAACACAGCAAUAAACCAGAAGGAGAUGAAGUCAUAGAAAAUGAAUAUGGACCAAUAAGUGUAGAUGACAAUGAAAAUCAAGAACUUGAACAAGGAAAUGGGUCAAAUGUCAACGUGUACAACUUGCGAGACAGAAGUAAUAUUAAGAAACCAUUACGUUAUGAUAAUUCAGCAUUUUUCGUAGUCGAAUCCGAUCCAGUGAAUUUCAAGGAAGCUGUGGAGUCACAAAAUUCAGAAAAAUGGGUGGAAGCCAUGAACAAUGAAAUGGAAUCUCGUGAACAAAACGGAACAUGGUCUCUCACAUUAAAAGAAGGAUUUAAUAAACGGUUUGAGAGUUUCUUUUAUGAUGAAAGUUUGGUUAAAGCAGCUUCAUUUAACCCAAGAUUUAAAUUGGCUAGGCUAAAAAGAGAUGAAAUAAAUAGCGUUAAAAACAUAUUAAAAGAUGAAUUUAACCUUUUUUUACCACUAGAUAUUUUACCAGUAGAGAAUACUGGAAUUGUUCACAGUACUAUAGGCAAAAAAAGAGGUUUUUUCAGUUUUGAACAUAUUAAUAGUAAUGCUUCACCCGAAGAAGACAGAUUCUCUGAAUUCAACAGAUUUUUUAACGAAGGUUUGAAAUCAUCAGAAUGCUUGGCUGGUUUCCCAAUUAUUAAAAAAAUUUACUUGCGUUACAAUACAGAUCUACCUUCCAGUGCUUUAGUUGAAAGACUAUUCAGUUUUGGAAAGGAUGUAUUAAGAAACAAAAGAUCAAGAAUGACUGAUGAUAAUUUUGAACAUCAAUUGUUAUUAAAGUAUAAUAAUAAUACUAUAAUAGUGUAA